Molecule: messenger RNA, 11733 nt
Organism: Anarrhichthys ocellatus (wolf-eel)
Lineage: Eukaryota; Metazoa; Chordata; Actinopteri; Perciformes; Anarhichadidae
Gene: atp2b2
Product: ATPase plasma membrane Ca2+ transporting 2
Exons: 22
Coding region: 2554-6312 (1252 amino acids)
Biological process (GO): calcium ion transmembrane transport; regulation of cytosolic calcium ion concentration
Cellular component (GO): plasma membrane; postsynaptic density membrane; intracellular membrane-bounded organelle
Molecular function (GO): ATP binding; PDZ domain binding; P-type calcium transporter activity
Source: RefSeq, a predicted model, not a curated record
AAACAGACAACAGAUGGCUUGAUAAACUCUGUAUCUUGUAACAUGCUACCUUGUGUUGUUAACUUAUACAUCAGUGUUCUCUACAUGUUCUCUAGGUUCUGGGAAUGGUUUUACAACAAAACGUCUUUUAGCAGUGACAUUAAUAAUGUAUUCAUGUCUGUGUUACCUAGGCAUUCUAUAACAUUUUUACUGCAUUCCAACAAAGGUUAGACAACUUCAAAAACUCCAUUAUCUUUGCUGUAGUUUAAAUGUGUGGAAAGAUACAGAUUGCACUACCAGACUCCAGGAACAUGGACAACAUUGGAGCUACUUGUCCUUGGCUGGUUUAAUGUUCUAUUUACCUCAGACUACACAUAUAAACAUUACAUUUUGUAGAUUUUAUUACUUGGUAAAGCAGGAUUCAAUUGGUAACGCUGGCCUUUUACAUAUAGGAAUUUGGUGUGCGAUAUAAAGCCCUGUGCACCUAAACCCUCAUGACCUCCAAAGAAUGAAUGACCAAAUCACUCAUUGUCAUUGUAUGAUUUUGUAGUUUUUUGUAAUGAAUGGAGCAGCCGGCCAUGCUGCUGUUGUAGUCUUGGCUGAAUUUAACUGACUAUACCAAGUGUUUGUGCAUUGUAUUGUGACAUUACGUGUUUGUUUGGAAUUGGCUAGGUAAUGAGAAAACUCAACAAAGACUUGAUGACAUUAACAAGUAUUGCUGGUGCUGCCUAUUCUUCGUGCCACAGGCCUCUAUUGUUGUCUAAGCACUAUUAAAAACACAACAAUGAGCCACACCAUUGCACUGGGAGACAUGUUACUUUAUUACAAUGAACCUGAGCACUUUGAGUCCUGGUGCUGAAAAUAGUACCAACUCCCUAUUAAACCAUGAGUGAUUGCUUAAAAAAGGACACUAAUGGUGUCCAGAGGUUGCAGGAAAUUAUCUAAGUUGUCAUAGAAUUAGAAAUUAGAUUUUUUUAUUUACAUCUUCAGUAGCAACAAAGGUGCUUGUGGGUGCCACAGACAAGGUGGAAGAGAGGAAGUAUUUAAAGAUGGACUAAUAAACUGUUGAUGUUGGUCUUUUCAUGGGAUUUGUCAAGAAUAAAAUAAUAAAGACUUAUGCCAGCCACAUCUUUUGGUACCAAGAAAUUAGUUUUGUGACUUGCUAACUUGUUAACGUAAACUGGUCACAGACUUUGAAAUAUCUUAAUCCAGUGAAUUUCAGUGUAACACCCUCACACUGUAGAAGUCUCCUCCAUGAGCUGAUUGUCGUCCUAAGGCGAGAGGGUGGGAGACAUGGAGGGAAAUCAUUAAUGCAUGGCUUGACAAGGCAACAGGCAGAGAGGAAGGGAUUGCUGAGCUAGAGUGAUUGCAUAGGAGAGGUCACUUACUGUAGAAUGAGAGAGAACUAGAGGUGAGAUAGCAGCAGCAGCAGCUCUUCAGCUCAGCCCAUCCUCCCUGUGACAGCGCAGCGUUACGUGCUUCCUCUCCGCUUUGUCGUCAGAGUAGCCCCAGCCUCCCGCCCGCGCACAACUCCUCUCCGCUCUGCACCAGAAAGGAGCAUCCUCUUCUCUCCGCCCUCCCUCUCUUUCGCAUCCCUUUCUCUCUCUCCCUCUCUCUUUCUCUCUCUCACUCUCUCUGGCAGUCGGUGUGUCCUCACGAUGAGUUUAGCAGCACCAGUAGCAGCAGCAGCAGCAGUAGAUAGAGACAGCCAAGCCAUAGUUACUGCAGCAGCCAGGAGAGGCUGUCUCUCAGCCGUGCACCAUCUACCGCUGCAUUCACCCCUGACCUGAGAACGCAACACUCAUUUCUUGUGCUCUCUGUCUUUCUCCCUGCUCCUCCCUCACCUUCUGUCCUCUUUGAAUUCAUCUCUCGAAUUCGUCCCCCCCCUCCCUCUCUCUCUCUCUCUCUCUCUCUCUCUCUCUCUGUCUCUCUCUGUCUCUCUCUCUCUCUCUCUCUCUCUCUCUCUCUCUCUCUCUCUCUCUUUCUCUUUCUUGUUCUCCCUCUCUCUCUCUUUCUGUAGCAGUGAUGGGGAGGACCACCAUGUAGAGACAGAGAGGCAGCGGAGGCAACAGCAAAAUAGCAGCAAUGGGAAGCCACACAUGGAGCGGGUCUGGACUGCAGCCGUGGUGAGCCUGAGACCUACAGGACUUUCAACCACCAUCAUUGCCCUUCUCAGGACCUGACCACUGGGGCUGUCCAACGCUCACCUGGAUGCUCCCCACUUGUGUUUCGUCAUCCCCUCCUCUCCUUGUUCUCUGCUGUUCUUUCUCCUCUUCUGUUUCUUCUCUCUAAUGGUUUUUGGUCUGCCGAUACCUGACAGUCACUCCUGAAACAGAGAAGCUGCUCAUCGAUUGAUCCCCUCGGAUUCCCCCCUUCCCCUUUUUUUUAAUCUCUCUAUCUGCCUACUUUACCUACCAGUGGCAUUAUUUUUCUUUUUUUUUGGUUGUCUUUGCCUGCUUGAUACCUAUUUUGGAUUUUUUGGGGAUGAGACUGAGCUCAUCUCUUGUGCAAGCUUUUUGAUUGAUCUAUAAGCAAUAACAAACACUAAUCUAACUGACUUGACUAGCUGCCAUCAUGGGGGACAUGUCCAACAGCGAUUUUUAUGCCAAGAACCAAAGAAACGAGGAGAACCAUGCGGCAGCCUUCGGCUGCUCGGUCAUGGAGCUUCGCUCGUUGAUGGAGCUGCGUGGCCCAGAGGCGGUUGUCAAACUCCAGGAGGACUACGCGGGCGUAGAGGGUCUCUGCAAACGACUGAAAACCUCACCCACAGAAGGUUUCCCAGGUGCCCAAACUGACCUGGACAAGAGAAAAGAAAUAUUUGGUAAAAACCUGAUACCUCCAAAGACGCCAAAAACCUUCCUGCAGCUGGUAUGGGAGGCCCUGCAGGACGUCACCCUCAUCAUCCUGGAGAUCGCUGCCCUGAUCUCCCUGGGACUCUCUUUCUACCACCCCCCCGGAGAGAGCAACGGAGAGUCUUGUGGCGCGGCAGGAGGUGGGGUAGAGGACGAAGGCGAGGCGGAUGCCGGCUGGAUCGAGGGCGCAGCUAUCCUGUUGUCUGUGGUGUGUGUGGUGCUGGUGACGGCCUUCAACGACUGGUCGAAGGAGAAGCAGUUCCGUGGGCUGCAAAGCCGCAUCGAGCAGGAGCAGAAAUUCCAGGUGGUCCGUGGUAGCCAGGUCAUACAGCUGCCAGUGUCGGACAUAGUGGUAGGGGAUAUCGCACAGAUCAAAUACGGUGAUCUGCUUCCCGCUGAUGGAGUGUUGAUCCAGGGCAACGACCUGCAGAUUGAUGAGUCAUCACUGACCGGCGAGUCCGACCACGUCAAGAAGUGUGUAGACAAGGACCCCAUGCUGUUGUCUGGCACCCACGUGAUGGAGGGGUCAGGGCGCAUGGUGGUGACUGCUGUUGGUGUCAACUCUCAGACUGGAAUCAUCUUCACCCUGCUGGGGGCCGGCACAGAGGAAGAGGAGAAGAAAGAGAAGAAAGGUAAGAAAGAUCAGAGACGUUGUAAAAUGCAAGAUGGCAAUAUGGAGAGCAACCAGAUUAAAGUAAAGAAGCAGGAUGGAGCAGCUGCCAUGGAGAUGCAGCCUCUAAAGAGUGCUGAAGGUGGAGAGUCUGACGAGAAAGAGAAGAAGAAGCGGUCUGGUUCGAAGAAAGAGAAGUCUGUGCUCCAAGGGAAGCUGACCAAACUGGCUGUCCAGAUUGGCAAAGCAGGUUUGCUCAUGUCAGCCAUCACAGUCAUCAUCCUGGUCCUGUAUUUUUGUAUUGACAACUUUGUGAUGCAGAAGAACCCUUGGAUGCCAGAGUGCACUCCCAUCUACAUCCAGUACUUUGUCAAGUUCUUCAUCAUCGGUGUGACUGUGUUAGUGGUUGCCGUGCCGGAGGGGCUGCCACUGGCUGUCACCAUCUCCCUGGCCUACUCUGUCAAGAAAAUGAUGAAAGACAACAACCUGGUGCGUCACCUGGAUGCAUGUGAAACGAUGGGCAAUGCUACAGCCAUCUGUUCCGACAAGACAGGCACGCUGACCACCAACCGCAUGACGGCUGUGCAGUGUUACAUUGGAGAUGUGCACUACAAAGAAAUCCCAGAACCUGGAGCUCUGCCACCCAAAUCACUGGAGUUACUGGUCAAUUCCAUCUCCAUCAACAGCGCCUACACCACCAAGAUACUGCCCCCAGAUAAGGAAGGAGGUCUGCCGAAGCAGGUAGGCAACAAGACAGAGUGCGGCCUGCUGGGAUUGGUCAUGGACCUGAAGCGGGAUUAUCAGCCAAUAAGAAACCAGAUCCCAGAGGAAAAGCUUUACAAAGUCUACACCUUCAACUCGGUCAGGAAGUCCAUGAGCACAGUCAUCAAAUUGUCUGAUGGGAGCUUCCGCAUGUACAGCAAGGGAGCCUCUGAGAUCGUGCUCAAAAAAUGCAGCCAUAUCCUGAACGAGGUGGGUGAGUCGAGGGUUUUCCGUCCACGGGACAAGGACGAGAUGGUCAAGAAGGUGAUCGAGCCCAUGGCAUGCGAAGGCCUUAGGACCAUCUGUGUAGCGUACCGUAACUUCUCCGGUGAUCCCGAGCCCUCCUGGGACGACGAGUCCAGCAUCCUCAAUGACCUCACAGCCAUCUGUGUUGUUGGGAUAGAGGACCCUGUCCGGCCAGAGGUGCCCGAUGCUAUCAAGAGGUGCCAGCGUGCUGGCAUCACAGUGCGCAUGGUGACAGGAGACAACAUAAACACAGCCAGGGCCAUAGCCAUCAAGUGUGGUAUCAUCCACCCCGGAGAGGACUUCCUCUGUAUCGAUGGCAAAGAGUUCAACAGGAGGAUCCGCAAUGAGAAAGGAGAGGUGGAGCAGGAGCGUAUCGACAAGGUUUGGCCUAAACUCCGAGUUCUGGCCAGAUCUUCCCCAACCGACAAGCACACACUCGUCAAAGGCAUUAUUGACAGCACUACAACAGACCAGAGGCAGGUGGUGGCUGUGACAGGAGAUGGGACCAAUGACGGACCUGCACUAAAGAAAGCUGAUGUCGGAUUCGCCAUGGGUAUUGCUGGUACAGAUGUGGCCAAGGAGGCGUCAGAUAUCAUCCUGACUGAUGAUAACUUCAGCAGCAUCGUUAAAGCAGUAAUGUGGGGCCGGAACGUCUAUGACAGCAUCUCCAAAUUUCUCCAGUUCCAGCUGACUGUCAACGUUGUGGCCGUCAUAGUGGCUUUCACUGGCGCCUGCAUCACACAGGAUUCUCCUCUUAAGGCCGUGCAGAUGUUGUGGGUGAACCUGAUCAUGGAUACAUUUGCAUCUCUGGCCCUGGCCACAGAGCCUCCCACAGAGGCUCUGCUUAAGAGGAAGCCAUACGGUCGUAACAAGCCUCUAAUCUCCAGCACCAUGACGAAGAACAUCCUGGGACACGGAGUCUAUCAGCUCGUCAUCAUUUUCACACUGCUCUUUGUUGGAGAGAGGAUCUUUGACAUUGACAGCGGCCGUAAUGCUCCUCUCCACUCCCCUCCAUCUGAGCACUACACCAUCAUCUUCAACACCUUCGUCAUGAUGCAGCUCUUCAACGAGAUAAAUGCCCGCAAAAUCCACGGAGAGAGGAACGUCUUCGAUGGUAUCUUCAGGAACCCCAUCUUCUGCACUAUUGUUUUUGGCACCUUUGCUGUGCAGAUUGUGAUUGUGCAGUUUGGAGGGAAGCCAUUCAGCUGUCAACCUCUGAACAUAGAAAAGUGGAUGUGGUGUGUUUUCCUCGGACUGGGAGAGCUUGUCUGGGGACAGGUGAUAGCCAGCGUACCCAAUAGCAAGUUGCGUUUCCUGCGGAGGGCUGGCCAGUUAACUCAGAAAGAUGAGUCACCAGAGGAGGACCCAAAUGAAGAUAAUGAGGAGAUUGACCAUGCAGAGAGGGAGCUGAGGAGAGGACAGAUCCUCUGGUUUAGAGGACUCAACCGCAUUCAGACUCAGAUUGAUGUAGUCAACACCUUCAAGAGUGGCACCUCCUUUCAGGGGGCGGGGGCUCUGAGACGCCAAUCAUCCACCACCAGCCAGACCCAGGAUAUCCGCGUUGUGAAUGCAUUCCGUAGUUCUCUCUAUGAAGGCCUGGAAAAGCCAGACUCCAGAUCAUCUAUCCACAACUUCAUGACACACCCCGAGUUUAGGAUAGAAGACUCCACGCCCAACAUCCCGCUCAUCGACGACACGGACGAUGAUUCUGCUCGGAGGAUGAAGUACUCCAGCCAGCCCUCAUCCCCCAACAAGAAUAACAACGCCAUCGACAGUGGCAUCAAUCUCACCAUCGACACCAGUAAAUCAGCCGCCUCCUCCGGCCCCGCCAGCCCUCUUCACAGCUUGGAGACCAGCCUCUAACCCUGAUCCUAACCUCAGCUCUAACCUCUAAUGUCGUUUCCUUGCAGUCUGGGGGCACCUUAUCUAAUUCCUCCAGAUAUUUAACUGCAACCUUACACCUCGUCACCCCCACAAUUUCACCUACUCCAUCUCAAUUCUCAUUUUCCAACCCCCCCCCCCCCGUACCCCCAUUUAUUCCCCCACACAGGACAGGUCCUGUGACAAAAUCCUCAUCUUUCCUCCCUUAACCUUGAGCUCUUAAAGCUCUCUCCGCUCCUCUCGAAAUGGAGAAAAUCUAAAGUAAUAUGUCAAGGUGAAAAGAAAAACAAACUUAUCAUACAAUCAAAAAAGCGCAACAAAGCCACAAAACCUACACAGCCAUCGUGCUUUUGUGGUUGUGUGUGUACGGUGACGGCGGUGGCUGUGUGUAUGACUAUAUGCGUGUUAGCAUGUACUGUAUAAGCGUGCCGCUGACUGCACAUGUGUGUGACUGUGUCUUUAGUGGCAUCGGGAGGAGGACGAUGAGGAAGGAGACACUGCUGAGAGGAGUAAAAAUCACAAAACAGGACAGACUCGAAACUCCCCUUACACUCCCUCUCCUCAACAAUAACAUUGUCAAUACUGAUAAUAGUUUAAAUUAAAUUGAAAAACAUUGUUAUUAUUAUGAUUCUGAUUCUGAUUAUUAUUGUUAUUAUUAUUGUUGCUCCUGCAUGAAUGUACAUUGCCCAAGUUUUAUUUUAAAGGGUUUUACUUUUAUGGGAGAUCUUUUGUUCAGAUGGGCUCGGCCUUGCAGCGGACUACUAUUUUAAUGACGGCUUCUCUGAGAUCCUGGCCUGCAAAGUUCCCUCUUCUGUGUGGCAUGAAACAUGUACCCGACUGUAAACAUUUAUUUCAUCCAUAAACAGAAAUGUGUAACGAGGUGGUGGGGCUCAACUUGCACAGUAGUUUUGCACCUAUCGGAAAAGAGGAACGCAAAAUAAUAAUGAUGAUGAGAGCAUUUAUGGUAUAUAAUCUAUAAAUAUAAAUACAUAUAAAUAUAUUUAGAGAGAGUUUAUCUUUGUUUGUCGGCAUGUUGCCUUGUUCCUGCUUCAAUGGCUCAAAAUACUUUGACUUAUUUAUGUCUUAAAGAGAAUGUAAUUUGUUUACAACCUCGUAGAGAUAAACUUCCUGGUUUCUAGAAGGAAAGAGGCAAAACUGAAGCUCAGAAGGACCGGAGCUGCGUUGGUGUGUUAUUACUGAAAAAAACGUGCUGGAAUUUGCCUGCUAUCUUUUCAAAUAUUGUAGAUAUUUUUAGAGGAUUAACAAACAAAAAGAAACCAAAAUAUAAUGGGAUACGUAGUAAAUGUGGAAUCUUAGUAUUACUCUUUAUGAUUGUUGGGAUCAAGUUGGAGUGGCUUGCCUUUUCUAAACGGAGGCCUCCUUUUUGUGACAGAGGGGGAAUAUUUAAUUAUUUUUAUCACUUCUCUUUUUUUAUGAGUUUUUUUGUUUUUGUUUUUGUGCUUCAGCGCUGGCCUGGGGUCAGGGCUCGAGUCAAAGGCUGAUAUCAGGACCUUUACAGUGAACUUUCUUCCAGAUAAACCUGCUUGUUCAAAGGACUUGAUGUUUAAAAAAUGUGUGUGACCACCAAAAAGGCUGCAUUCAAGUCACAUUAGACAUCUACAGAUUUAUAUUUGUCUUAUCUGUGCAGCAUGGAAAUCAGACCUUUUUUUUUGUUUUUGUUAAAAUUUUGAAAGAUAUUGUGUUGUUUAUUUUUUUAAAUUUAAUUUGAAUUCAUUAUUUGUUAAAAGGAUUUCAGUUUCCUCUAGCAGAGUGACACACGCAGCCCCACAACACUGUUGGCAUUUUUAACAUCAAAAAAAGGAAAACUGACACAAAAAAAAAUGACAAAUUACAACAAACAUGGAAUGUUGCUUUGACUCUUUUUCUAUAUAUAAAAAAGACGAUCCUUUUCUGCACUAUCUGGUUAUGAAUGAAAACUUCUGUGGUGUAAUUCUAGAUGUGCUUUUGUGUGUUUUAACCAAGCUUGUCCUGCCGUCACAGAAUAUACAGUACUCUAGCAUCUCAACUGUACUCACUAGUCGUGAACUAUUUAUUGUGCUUUGACCAAUCAGACAUUACCAGAGAUAAGUUACAUACAGAAGGCACAUUUAAGCAGUCUUAUUGCACUCAGAAGGACAAGGCCACUUAACUAGUCUGUACUAUUGUUAUUUCUAUUACUAACCGAAGUCAUUGGCAAGCAUGACGUGAGAGGCUCAUUAUGCAACUUGAAAAAAUUAACGAUUUUUCUACUUAAAAAAUCCUAUACACUACUUCAGUAUAUUCAACAUUUAUCCGAGCUGUUUUUUUUUCUUUUUUCUAUCCUCCUCCUCUGUCAUUUCCCAGUCGAUCCGUCCAUCUGGAAAGGGUGCACAAGCUUUACCAGUCAGCUCAGGCGUGUUGAAAAAGUAAUAUGGACCAUUUGAAUAAUAUCUGUCUUAUUUAAGUUGGAAAAAAAACUGUCUGGAUUCUGAUAUUCUGCUUAGAAGCUGUUGAUUUAUUUUGUUUCCCUUUCCAGUGUUUUAACUUGACAAUUUAUUUGUUUAUUUGUCUGUAAAAAAUUAAAAACAAUAAACAAAAAACAUAACAACAGCAUUUUCAAUAAAAAAAAAAAAAAAAAGACUUAAGCCAACAUUUUCCAACCACUUUUACAUCCAGAAGGACAUUCAGCUUUAAGAGAAUGCAAACACGAGUUUAAAAAUAAUCUUUGUAAAUACAGCAAUGAGUCCACUGAGGACAGAAACUCCAUGCGGACUGGUGUGAAAAUCCAUCAUACCCCACGAGUCAUACUGCCGAUGCAGCUGUCUGGCUGUAUGUAAUCAAUCACUGCUCCUGUCAGAAACACUUUAAAACAACAUGAUUACAUCCAAAUAAAUACUUGUGUUGUAACGACCAAUGAUUAUGUUAAUGAUGACCCCGAAGAUAAUGAUGAUGAUGAUGAUAUCAAUGAUACUUCUUGCAAUAUACUCUCACCUGCCUCGAUGUACUGUAUUUAGCAGCAUGCAGUUUGUGGAACAAAGAAAAAGAGAAAUGCCAACAGAUAACUUUUUGGCAUACUUAGCCAUUUAUGGGUAAGUGAUCUAAGUGUUCAUCUUGUUUUUAUGAUAUUUUUUUUAUCUAUACAAUAAUUGUAAAUAAAGAACUCAAUGUCUUUGUUCAUUUAAUACUAUGCAAAAAGUCAUGCUUUUCUGAUUGUUACCCACCCUUAAUCCUAGAGUGUGUUGCUGGAAUAUUUGUGGUCUCAAAAGUCAGUAAAAAAACAAUGUGAUGUAAAUUAUUUUUUAGCUUGAGAGAAGUAAAAUGAUGAUGAAAUUAUUAUUAUGAUACCAUGAGGGGGAUGAUAAUAAUGGUGGUGACAGUGAUGAUGAUGAUGAUAAUGAUGAUGAUGAUGAACUGUGACUCUUGCUGCUUGACUGUCCCAUUUACAACACUCCUGACAGGAGCGCAAGUGAAAAACUAAAUAAAAACCAACCAAAAAAAUAUUGAAAAACCCUAAAUAAAUCUCCCAGAGCAGCAUGACCCAGCAUGGUGUGUCCUGGCCCCGUGUGACAUGUCCUGUUCUGAUUCGUUGUGCUUCACCUUUCAGUGUCAACUUUGAUUGUUUUUCCAUUUUCAUUGUUUUGUUUGAAAAGGUUCUGCUUAUAGAAUGUGGGGGUUUCAGUGUGGUCUAAAGGAGCUCUUGUUGUAAUGCACCGUAAACCAUUGGGUCCCAACCUUUUUACCUCAUUACCCUUUCAAGCGAGGAAAUAUUAGGGCAUCCUGAUGUCCAAGGGGUUUAAGGCGAUGACCAUGUACAGUAUUUCUUGCAACAUCGCUGGUUUCCUUUUGUCUCAUAUCAUUACCAUCUUUCUAACCCUUUCCUCUCAGUUUAUACCAUCUCCUCUCCGAUACAGGCAUAAAAUGUUUUUGAAAAAGUGAUCCAGCAAAGUGUGAAUCUGAGAUUGUUACAGUAGAGGCCUGAUGAUGUAUCACUAUCCCUUAUUUCAUAAGAAAUCAACAGCCAUGUGGACGGUUCAGUGAGUCUGUACUUAGGCACUGUGGUGCUUUGAGCUAACUGCAAUGACGACGCAAACCUGCUCAUGUUUAGUUGGUAAACAUUUUUACAAUGUUCUUCUUAGUACAGUAUAUUAGCAUGCUAACAUUUACUAAUUAGCACUAAAUAUACUCGACAUAAACCAAAGUGUUGAAGAAAUUGAAAUUUUUGAUAUGAAGGUGGUAUUAGAUUGACAGUCAGGGGAUCAUCAUUGUCUUUAGGAUUUACCCUCUGGGGACCCAGCCCGCCCUCAGGGCGUCAAAUACAGACGCACAAGGCCCUUUUUAAUGUCUGUAUGAGACGCACUGGGCUUUCAAGUAACUACAGUGUAAAUCAAUUUGCAUUAUUAACAGACAUAGAGAAUGCUCUGGGAAUGUGAUGACAUAAUGACUGAAACAAAAUACCAUACAGGGUAUCUUGAAGUUCUGUUGGUGAUGUCUGUGAAGUCUUUUCUGCACUUGUGAUACGUUGUUUACGUUUUACUUGGGUUUCAUAUUUUUUAACCAUGAUGUUUUUUCUAAACCUAACUAAGUGGUUUUUGUUGCCUAAACCUUAGCGAGUGUUUUUGUUUGAAUUCAGAGUGAUAACCGUGUUUUUACUGCGAUGUGGCGUGUCAUAGUUUGACGCACUAUUAGAAAUGGACGUCUGAAGAGCAUUACAGCACGACUUAGUCUUCUUUCCAUUUUUAACUAAAUUGAUAGUAUCAUUUCGCUUGUAGACUCUGAGACUCCUCAAGCCCAAGCUGUUUGCCUAUGAGGGAGAGAUGGAUGGAUGGCAACCAUGUCCCAACCCAACAUUCCUCUUGCAUUUGCAAACAGUUGAGUCCUUGAAGACAUGAUUAAUAUCUAGGUGAAAGAUGGAGCUUGUUGUAUAAUAGAAAGGUCAUAGAAGGACUAUGACCACUUGAGGGCAGUAUUUCACUAGAGAUAACUGAAGACGCCAUUAGGUCGUCCCUCAUCAUCCGUGUGGUAAUCCCUGUAAAGUGUCUCUUGAGCAUCAAUGCUCUUAUAAGUGAGUGGUGCAAAGGAAUCCGUUGCAUCAUUUCAGUCUCCAGAACUUAAUUAGGUUGAACAUCACUGUUGUUCACGACAAGUAGAGGGAAGACUUAAUAAAAAGAAAAGUGUCACUGUGCUCAUCAGUGUUUAUCUGAGGUUAUGAGGACUUUGGACAAGUUUGAAACUGAAUUUGAAGAACUUAAUGGGAAAUUUGUCUUGAAGUUUUGUGUCACUUUAGUCUGAAAAAACAACUGAAUGUAAUAAUAGUCAAGUUAAACGCCUUUCAUACCAUUUGAAAUGAUAAAACCUGCAUUCAUUGUUUUUUUCAUCACUUGGGGCAACAAGCAAUAAACUCAACAUCAACAUAUGAUCACCUUC